This is a messenger RNA of Akanthomyces muscarius, 1149 nucleotides long. RefSeq lists its product as uncharacterized. Gene Ontology annotation, biological process: beta-D-galactose catabolic process via UDP-galactose, Leloir pathway. Gene Ontology annotation, molecular function: UDP-glucose:hexose-1-phosphate uridylyltransferase activity; zinc ion binding. NCBI's taxonomy places the organism in Eukaryota, Fungi, Ascomycota, Sordariomycetes, Hypocreales, Cordycipitaceae. The record is from RefSeq and is a predicted model, not a curated record. Gene Ontology annotation, cellular component: cytoplasm. Bases 1 to 1149 code for a protein of 382 amino acids. The transcript is spliced from 4 exons.
AUGCCUGACAAGAUUCUUGACGACAUUUCGCAUCGUCGCUACAACCCGCUGACUGAUAGCUGGUUGUUGGUGUCCCCUCACCGAACAAAGCGACCAUGGCAAGGCCAGCAGGAAGCCGCCGUUGAGGCUAAACUUCCUGAAUACGACCCAAAGUGCUAUCUCUGCCCUCGCAACACGCGCGCUUCUGGCGACCACAAUCCCGACUACGAAAAGACAUUUGCUUUUGUCAACGACUACAGCGCGGUCAAAGAGCAGCAGCCCGACUAUGAACCCGAGCCGUCGUCAUCUGACCUCAGCUCCCUGCUUUUGCAGGCCAGGAGUGUCAAGGGCGUCUGCUACGUCAUGACCUUCUCGCCCAAGCAUCAUCUCACCCUGGCCGACAUGCCCGCCUCCGACAUCCUGCCCUGCAUCGACCACUGGACACGCAUCUACGCUAACCACCUGUCCGCAUCGAACCCGCUCACCGACGUCGCCAGCAAACUCCAGCUCUCUGUAUCCCGCGAACAGGCCCCGAUCCCGAGGGACGAGUACCGCUAUAUGCAGAUAUUUGAGAACAAGGGUGCCGCCAUGGGCUGCUCCAAUCCCCACCCGCACUGUCAAAUCUGGACCACAUCCACCAUGCCCGAAGAGCCCGCAAAGGAGAUUGCUCAGAUGAUCAAGUACAGGAAGCAGCAUGGUCGCCAUCUCCUUGCCGACUACACGAAGCUGGAGCUCGAGAAGCAGGAGCGCAUUGUGUGGCAAAAUGAUGGCUUCCUUGUCGUCUGUCCCUGGUGGGCUAUUUGGCCAUUUGAGGUCCUGGUGCUUCCCAAACGCCAUGUCCGUGCCCUGGUCGACUUUACGGACGAGGAACGCCUUCAGUUUGCUGAGACGAUCCAGGAGGUCACACGCCGCUACGACAACCUGUUUGAGUGCAGCUUCCCGUACAGCUCCGGUAUCCACCAGGCGCCCUUGCGAGGCACAGAGGAAGAGAUUGAAGACUCAUACCUGCACAUGCACUUUUACCCGCCGCUGCUGCGAUCCGCAACGGUGCGCAAGUUUCUUGUCGGCUUUGAGCUCAUGGCUGAGCCUCAGCGCGACAUUACGCCAGAGCAGGCUGCUGCUCGACUGCGCGACUGCGGCGGCGAAAUCUACAGAAGUCGAAACAAAUGA